Messenger RNA from Oncorhynchus keta (chum salmon), 4076 nucleotides. Its product is annotated as phosphatidylinositol 4,5-bisphosphate 3-kinase catalytic subunit gamma isoform. The transcript is spliced from 11 exons. Bases 232 to 3510 code for a protein of 1092 amino acids. NCBI's taxonomy places the organism in Eukaryota, Metazoa, Chordata, Actinopteri, Salmoniformes, Salmonidae. Gene Ontology annotation, molecular function: 1-phosphatidylinositol-3-kinase activity; 1-phosphatidylinositol-4-phosphate 3-kinase activity. Gene Ontology annotation, biological process: cell migration; phosphatidylinositol-3-phosphate biosynthetic process; phosphatidylinositol-mediated signaling. Gene Ontology annotation, cellular component: plasma membrane; cytoplasm; phosphatidylinositol 3-kinase complex, class IA. The record is from RefSeq and is a predicted model, not a curated record.
UACAGUAAACUCUUAUCACACCACAAUAGAGGAACUCCUUAUCAGGCCAUUACAAGGAUUUAUUUCUCUUUGACUUGACUUAUGGGUAACAACUCAAAAAGGAAUGAGGAAGUAUCCAAGAAUUACAGAAGGGGACAUUUUUAUUUAACUACGUACACACGGAGUCAGUCAUUCAUUGUUGCUGUGGUAAAGGAACUAGGAAGGACAAAUCUGUUCAGUCUAGGAGAUUGAAUGGCGACUGAAUCGAACUCUGGUCAAGGCAUCAGGGAAUAUGCAGAUUUUGCAACAGAUACGUCUGGAGCCAGCUGCUCUGAGAACAGCCUGGAGUUCAUCUGUGAGUUACGCCCAGGUAAGGGCCUCCAGGCUGGAGAGAGGCAAGAGAAAGUCCUGGUAGUGGCGAGGCUACCAGCACAAUGCAGUGUACAUCAGUUACGUCUUCGUAUCUGCAUGCAAACUCAAGAGAUGAACUGCCAUCCCGAUCCAUUAAGCCUGUUGGACCCUGAAAAGUUCAUACUUCUUUACCCCAAGGGAGAGGACUGGUAUGAGAUCUUUGACGACUGCCAGGUUCUCCGGACUCUGGAUGUGCCAUGGUCACGUGACUCCCGGGGACGGCAGGUAGCUUGCAUAGUGGUGUCGCCUCAGCCAGAUGACACAGAGGAGAGGCAGAGCCACCACCGUACCCUGGUCAACCUGAUUGGCCAUGACCUGGAUACAGUAGCAGCAAAUAGGCUCGGCGAGCUCAGCUUCACACGCAGGAAGCUGGCUUCUCCCCGCCAGGAAGAGCUAAGAAGGCGGGAUGCCAGGGCCUAUGCAACAGAGCCAUGGACCACCUCAGCCCCCUUCCCAAAAGUCCAGGAGGAACAGCUCAGCCGAAAGAUAUCAGUCACUAUGCAUCACAAUGACGUGUGCUUCAGUGUAAAGGUGGAUUUUAAUAUAACACCUGAAGGUCUCAUAAAGGUCUUCCGAGAAAUCAUGGUAGACCAUGCUUUGGAAUGUGAGUCUGGUGACAUGGUUCUCAAGGUCUGUGGCAGGGAGGAGUUCCUCUCUGGAGACUUCCCUUUCUCUGACUCCCUGUGGGUACGGCAGUGUCUGAAGUCCAUGCAGGCGCUUCAUCUGUCUGUGGUCCCCAUGGCGCAGCUUGAUGAGGACACUGUGAGGGCCGAAGACUGGCCCCUUGUGGACAGCUUCACUGGGCUUUCCAGCUCCCAUGAGGAGCUGGCCCUGGAGGGAAAGGAUGUGGACGACAUCCUCAUGAUUUCACUCUGGGACUGCAACCGCAAGUUCAGAGUGAAGCUCCUGGGCUUCGACAUACCCCAACCCCCUGGCAAGCCUCCUCAGUUCAUCCACGUGGAGGGCUCUAUCCUCUACGGGAGCAAGGUGGUAACCUCUGUUUGUUCCACACCCAAAGCCUUUGCUGAUGAAGUUCUGUGGAACGAGUGGUUGGAGUUUGAUAUCCUCCUCAGGGAUCUUCCCCGUGGAGCUAAGCUGGGCCUGACCAUCAAUGCUUGCACCCAUGAUAGCGCCGCAACAAAGGAAUUCAAGUCCCCAGCCUCUGGUCUUAAAGCUCCAGACUACCAGAGAGGGAAGGGAAAGCUGCUGUACUUUGUGAAUCUCCUUCUGAUAGACCACAGGUCCAUCCUUAGCCAAGGGCCACACACCCUUCACAUGUGGGCCUAUCCCGAGCUGGAGGAAGAGGCUUUUACCUAUAAGGCUGAUAAGCUUUCCUCUGCCACCAACCCAGACGUGGCAGAAUCCAUGGCUAUCACCUUCCUCCUGGACCGCUACAGUUUCCCUGUGGUUCUCCCUCACAGCACAACCUCCCCUGGAUCCUGCUCCCCUCUUGGUCAGUCUUUCCCCUCAUCCUCAUCCAACUCCAGCUUAUCUGAUAAAAGCCUGUCUCCCAUCGCGAGCGACACGUUUGCCAGAUCCUCCUCGUCCCCAGUGACCACAGACAGGGCCCGUCUGAGGAGGUUCAGGGAGGAGAGUGUCCAGUAUGCCUCCAACCUCCCCCAGUUCCUGCGCAGCGUAAACUGGCUAAGACCCAGCUCCGUGCAGGAUGUCCACUGGCUGCUGAGUCACUGGGAACCCCCAGACCUGGAUGUCUCCGUGGCCCUGGAGCUGCUCAGUGUGGACUUUGCUGAUGAGAGGGUCAGGAAGCUGGCUGUCCAGAGACUGGAGAGCUUGUCUAAUGAUGAGAUGCUGAAGUAUCUGCUGCAGCUGGUGCAGACUCUCAAAGUGGAGCCUUACCAUGACAGCUUCCUGGCUAGAUUCCUCAUCCAAAGAGCUCUCAGAAGCAAGAGGAUUGGCCACUUCUUCUUCUGGUACCUGCGCAGUGAGGUGGAGGGCUGCCCGUUCUUCCGUCAGCGUAUGGCUGUGGUGCUAGAGGCCUACCUGCUGGGCUGUGGCCAGGCCAUGCUGAGCAGUUUCAUCAGCCAGGUGCAGGCUGUGGAGGCACUACAUGAGGUGGCCAGUGUGGUCAAGAGACUCUACCCUGACAAGACGGACCUCCCAUCCACAGCUGCCCAGAAGCUUCAGGAGCUCCUGAGGACAUGUAAUCUCCCAUCAGACUUCCAAGUGCCCUUUGACCCACGCAUCAGAGCAGGCAGAAUCCUGCUGGACAGGUGCAAGGUUAUGGCCUCCAAGAAGAAGCCUCUGUGGCUGGAGUUUUCCUCCAUGGACUCUCCAUGCCCCUCUGGUCCCCCUGUAGGCAUCAUCUUCAAACAGGGGGAUGACCUCCGACAGGACAUGCUGGUGAUUCAGACACUGGUGGUGAUGGAUUCUAUAUGGCAGGAGAAAUCACUGGAUCUGAAUCUUGUGCCCUAUGGUUGCAUCUCUACAGGAUACAAUAUAGGCAUGAUAGAGAUUGUGAGAGAUGCCGUCACCAUUGCUGCCCUGCAGAGGAUCCAAGGAGGCACAACAGGAGCCUUCAAGAACGAUGCCCUGUUUGAGUGGCUCAGGGGGAAGUGUCCACUCCAAGAGAUUCACUAUCAGGCUAUGGAGAGGUUUGUUAACUCUUGUGCUGGAUACUGCGUGGCCACGUAUGUGAUGGGGAUAGGGGACCGCCACAAUGACAACAUCAUGAUUACAGACCAAGGGAAUCUGUUUCACAUUGACUUUGGCCACAUCCUGGGGAACACCAAACGGUUCCUGGGGGUUAGCAGGGAGAGGGUCCCCUUUGUCCUCACUCCUGACUUCCUCUACGUCAUGGGCAGGAUCAAAGGUCAACACAGUCUCUACUUCCAGAAGUUCAGGGACACAUGUACCCAGGCCUACCUGUCCCUGCGCUCCCACUCUCGCCUGCUGGUGACCCUCUUCUCCCUCAUGCUCUUGACGGGGAUCCCUGAGCUCAGUGCUGCAGAGGACAUGCGCUACCUCCGGGACGCACUGCAGGACGACAAGGGGGAGGACAACGCACGGGACCACUUCCACCAGCAGAUAGCAAAGUGCGAAGAACUGGGCUGGACAGUUCAAGCCAACUGGUGGAUCCACAUGUUGGCUGGCAUUAAGUAGAACCAACUUCCAGAAACCCAUUUAUGCCUGAGAUUCAUUGAUUUUGUCAUUUGUUUUUAAACCCAACAGAAUCAGGUGUUACACAACAGACUGACAUUGACAGGAUGAAGUACUCAAGUGUCAGGCCAAAUUCAAAUCCUGCAUGAGGGAGGGUUGCUGUUGUGCACCUGUGCGAUAUGCUCCAGCUGACUAGAAUAAAUUGUGUUGAUUCGAAUAAAUUGGUAUGAUAGCAUGCGGACAAUGUAUUACUUCCUUAAUGAUAUUUGAAAUGAUACAAUGACUAUGAGGUUAAAGUGCAGACUGUCAGCUUUAAUAUAUCGGGGGAACUGUUUAGAAAUUACAGAACUUUUUGUACAUGAUACCCCCAUUUUAGGGGACCAAAUUAUUGGAAAAAAUGUACUUAUGUGUAUUAAAGUAGUCUAAAGUUUAGUUUUGGGUCCCGUAUUCCCAGCACACAAUGAUUACAUCAAGCAUGUGACUCUAAAAAGUUGUUGGGUGCAUUUGCUGUUUGUUUUGGUUGUGUUUCAGAUUAUUUUAUGCCCAAUAGAAAUGAAUGGUAAAUCAUG